GCCCAGGUUUUCUCUAACCUUGAGGCGUCCCACCUCAUGUCACAAAUGAUUCAACAGGACCCUUACAUCAGUACUGGUUCAAGUGGCGGCUAUAACUUCCCCUCUACCCACUUAGACGUGUUUAUAAAGCUGCAGCAACGCGUGCAUCUUCGCAACUCAACUCGGUAACUCGACUGCUUGAAAACCCUUCAUAACUAGCCACACAUGUCACCGGUUAAAGUCACGCUCUCGCGACUUGACUGUCUUUAUCUUGCACGCUUGGCGGAACAAGCAGAAAGAUACCAGGAUGUUGUUGACCAGAUAAAGAGUCUCAUUGUGUCGUCCCAAGGACAGUUGACGGCCGACGAGAGAAGCCUCUUGUCAAUUGCGUUCAAGAACAUCACGUCUAACCUUCGAAACGCUUGGCGGGCAGUUGAUUCAUUGGAGAAGAGGGAUGAUAACACUAAAAGACAACUGGUAUUGAUGCAGUUGGAAAAGAAACGAAUAAAGGAUGAACUGUAUGGAGCAUGCAAAGAUGUGGUGGAUCUCAUGGACAAUCAUCUCAUACCGUCCGCAAGUCCCGGUGAAGAGAAGGUGUUCUAUAGCAAGAUGAAGGGUGACUAUUAUCGUUAUCUUGCAGAGUUCUCAAAAGACGAGCCAGGUGACCAGAGCGCGAAGCUGUCACUGGAAGCCUAUAAAUGGGCUUACAAACAUGCCCUGGCCAACCUUGAGCCUAUGCAUCCAACACGGCUAGGAUUGGCUCUGAACUUUGCGGUCUACUACCACGAUAUCAUGGACAGCCCGGAACGAGCGUGUUUCCUUGCGAAGGACGCAUUCGACGAAGCCAUCGCCGUUAUUUCAUCGCAUGUUCCGAAGACGGGGCAGACUAUAGAAGACUCGCUGAUGAUCUUGCAGCUGUUAAGAGAUGACAUGAUCCUCUGGUCAGGGGAAAUCCAGCAAGGUGGGUUCACCGAUACGAACUCCAGUUCUCAAGUCACAGUGCUGAGAUAUGGAACAGAUAGAUGAGUGUAUUAUGACACAAUUUCCUGUAGCUUAGCUUUACAUAGUCUUUUGGUUUUGAUGCAUGGUAUAUGAAACAUUAUAUUUUUUUAAACAUUAUACAUAUGUGACGAAGCCGCC
Messenger RNA from Somion occarium, 1119 nucleotides. NCBI's taxonomy places the organism in Eukaryota, Fungi, Basidiomycota, Agaricomycetes, Polyporales, Cerrenaceae. The record is from the annotation of a GenBank genome assembly.